AUGUCUCAGCUCAACAGGAGAGACGAGUUAGCUACACAUGAACGACUUGGAUUGCAGGAUGUCCCAACUCAAAUAUCACCCACUUGUGGUUACCAGGACGGCAAUCCAUCGAAAACCCGGACUGUUGCUCCACCCUUUGACUGUCGCAUUGAUACUGUGAAUGGUCUAUGGGGUUUUUGCAUCACGGAUAUGAAUCUCAGCGAUUGUGGACUGGCUGGAGUUUGCACGGAUGGAGCGAAGUGCUCUAUGGGCUGUGGAAUGAUAGGAUACGAACACACGAUCUCUUGCUCAGAGUCGGAUUAUGGUUAUUGCUCUACGGCACUUAUCUAUAUAAGUGAAUACGAGACGACCUAUACAUAUCUCGCCUGCGGUGGACUUGAUACAACAGAUACCUACCUCCUCACAACUACAGAAGAGUUGGUUUCUUCGACAACAAGCAGUACUAUAACAAGUUCGGGCUUAGAAAGCACGCAGGAUAGCUCAACAAGCUCAGCAGAAUCGCCAUCAUUAUCAUCAUCUUCAAAAACCACCAAAUUUGACUUAGGCCCGGAGUCCACUACAACAAGUCAGCAAUCCUCAACGGACUCGACGAGUACUAAUAUAGGUGCUAUUAUCGGCGGUGUGUUGGGUGGGUUGGCCCUUGUCUGCGGUACGGUGGUGGCCGUGGUCUAUAUCCUGCGACGGAACCGGCGGCCGCAGCACAUGGGUCAGGGGGAAGCGAUCAAGCACAACAACCAGAUUCAACACAACCAUUUCCGAAAGGAUUGGCAGCGCCGGGUCCGAACCCACUUCGACCAGCCUACCCAGAAGAUCCGCCGUCGCUCUCUGCGUCGUGCUAAGGCUGCUGCCGUCGCUCCCCGACCUGUCGACAAGUUGAGACCCGUCGUCCGAUGCCCGACCAUCAAGUACAACCGCCGUGUUCGUGCUGGACGUGGUUUCACUCUGACUGAGCUGAAGGAAGCUGGUAUCCCCCGCCUCGUGGCCCCUACCGUCGGUAUCUCCGUAGACUACCGCCGACAGAACCUUAGCGAAGAGUCUCUCGUCGCCAAUGUCGCUCGCCUUAAGGCUUACAAGGAACGAUUGAUCGUAUUCCCCCGCAAGGGUGCUAAGCACCCCAAGGCCGGUGACAGCAAGGACAUCGACCUCAGCAACACCGAGACUGUCUCCACUGUUGGAGCCACCCUACCCAUCAUCCCCGUGGCUGAGGGCAUUUCAGAGAUCAAGAAGAGCGAUCUGCCCAAGGCGAUCGAGGGUGGUGCUUUCGCGAAGCUCCGCAAGGCGAGGAGCGAAGCCAGACUACAAGGUGUGCGGGAGAAGCGAGCCAGAGACAAGGCUGAGGCUGAGGCCAACAAGAAAUAA
This is a messenger RNA of Daldinia childiae, 1359 nucleotides long. Its product is annotated as 60S ribosomal protein L13. The transcript is spliced from 6 exons. Gene Ontology annotation, cellular component: ribosome; cytosolic large ribosomal subunit. The record is from RefSeq and is a predicted model, not a curated record. Lineage: Eukaryota; Fungi; Ascomycota; Sordariomycetes; Xylariales; Hypoxylaceae. Gene Ontology annotation, molecular function: RNA binding; structural constituent of ribosome. Gene Ontology annotation, biological process: translation. Bases 1 to 1359 code for a protein of 452 amino acids.